AUGUGGCCUAGUCCGGGGAGCAACAAGUCAAUAAUGCCAGACGAAAGUGCGGCUCAAAUGCUCCUUGCAGCACUCCCCGCUGACGGGCGACCGCUCGUCGAGCUGGUAUUGGUCAGCACCGUGUUAAUAGUGCUGAUAUUAGCCUGCGUCAUAGGUAAUUUAUUCGUGAUCCUCGCGAUUAUGAUGGAGCGUGACCUGCGAGGGCGACCCCAGUAUUAUCUCAUCUUUUCGCUGGCUGUUGCUGAUCUAAUUGUCGGCAUCAUCGUGACCCCAUUGGGCGCCUGGUUUACCGUAACCGGCGAAUGGCGCCUCGGCGUGACGAUCUGCGACUUCUGGAUCUCAGUCGACGUCCUCGUCUGCACCGCCAGUAUCCUACACCUGGUCGCUAUCGCGCUAGACCGCUAUUGGUCUGUGACUGACAUCUGCUACGUGCAAAACCGGACGCCCCGCCGGAUAUUUAGCAUGUUGGGCGCCAUUUGGACGCUCUCGUUGUUGAUCAGUUUGGCGCCAAUUGCCGGCUGGAAAGACGAGGGUUUUGAGGAUCGCGUGGAGAAGCAGCAUGUUUGCCUGAUUUCACAGCAGAUUAGCUAUCAAGUUUUUUCUACCGCUACCGCAUUCUACAUUCCAUUAUGUGCGAUUAUAUGUGUCUAUUGGAAAAUAAUGCGCGCUGCGAAGCGGAGAUUUAAACGUGAAAGAGAUAGGCGUACGAUUAAUAAGCCGCUGGGCAACCAUAUGGAUGAGAAGAACGCGCCCUUGAUUUUAAAGAAAAAUAAAAAGUUACCCUUACCCCCGGCAGUUCUGAUUAAAGAUGAGAAUGGGAUGCCAAAGAAUGGAAAACACAAGGCGUGUGCUGAAAACAGCAGUGGAUCGACAAUGUCAGAAGAAGAAAGAACGGCCACUCAACAAGUCGAUAGCAAAGAGCUGGAGACGAAGCUGGACAGCGUUGUCACAGUGUCAGCUAAUGGGGCCCCACGGAGUGGCGUACGGACGAGUAGUGGUGGUGCAAACUCGUUGCAAGGGAUUAUUGCAAAGCGGAAGAAGCGGCCGAAGGAGAGCGCGGAGACGAAAAGGGAGCGAAAAGCUUGGAGAACGUUGGGAAUUAUUACAGGCACCUUCGUCGCCUGCUGGACCCCAUUUUUUCUCGUCUCACUCUACCGACCAAUCUGCCAAUGCUACGUGCCACCCCUCGUCGAAAGCCUCACGCUUUGGCUUGGGUACCUUAACUCCGCCCUAAACCCAAUAAUCUACACCGUCUUCUCCCAAGACUUCCGCGCAGCCUUCAAGCGGAUCCUCAAAAAGAUGUGCUUCAUUCGUGAUUAC
Messenger RNA from Mesorhabditis spiculigera, 1320 nucleotides. The record is from the annotation of a GenBank genome assembly. NCBI's taxonomy places the organism in Eukaryota, Metazoa, Nematoda, Chromadorea, Rhabditida, Rhabditidae.